Molecule: messenger RNA, 1821 nt
Organism: Mercurialis annua (annual mercury)
Lineage: Eukaryota; Viridiplantae; Streptophyta; Magnoliopsida; Malpighiales; Euphorbiaceae
Product: transcription factor HBI1-like
Exons: 7
Coding region: 387-1649 (420 amino acids)
Biological process (GO): regulation of DNA-templated transcription
Cellular component (GO): nucleus
Molecular function (GO): protein dimerization activity; DNA-binding transcription factor activity
Source: RefSeq, a predicted model, not a curated record
UCCACUCCCGUCUCUCCUUCACUUCUCUCAUUUUCCCUUCCCUCUAUAUUCAUUUCCUACUUCAAGAAAAUCAAGAAACUAAAUUCAAGAACCAACUUUAUUUAACUCCAUAAUCAAGAAAAUAUAAUCCAAGAAUCAUUUUUUUAAUCUAUAUGUAUGUUUGGUCAUACAUGCAUACAUACAUGGUUAUAACUUAUAUGUAUAUAUAUUACCAACAAAGAAAAAACAGAUGUUCAUUUUGUACUUGAUUCUUGACUGACUCUUGUGUCCACUACUCUUAUCAAUUUGCUCUUCAACCAAAACAGAACCCACUACUCAUAAUUAUUAGUCUAGCCCAAAUCUUAAAUUCUCUUUUUGGGUCUUUUCUUGAGAAAAAAAAUCAUCAGAUGAUCAAUAGAGCAUCAAUGUUGCCGGAGAUGCUGAGCUGUACAGACAUGACCAUGACAGUUCUUGAAAGACAAAGAGCUCGUUUCAAAUGGCAACCGGACCAUAACUUCCAACAAGUACAGCAUCAGAAUCAAGAAGACAGCAGUUAUUUUGGUGAAUUUAAUGAUGUUUUUGAGUUACAAAACCAGCAGCAGCAGCAGCAAGGUUUUCAGGGCGGUGAUCUUGGUGAAAUUGUGAUCCGGUCGGUGAAACCUGACCCGGGUUUGAUGGAUAAUAGCGGGUGGAGUAGUAGUAAUACUCAUGAUUUGGUUGGUUUUGGUAAUUUUGAUAUGAAUUUUGCUAUUUCAAGAACUACUAGCUGCCCACCAACUGUAUUAGAGGCGGCCGCGGCGGUGGAAGCUGCUGCAGAUUUAGCUAAACCUAGAGAUACUGUUGCAGAGAAAUUGAAUUCCGGCAAGAAAAGAAAGCUUGAUCAAAAGGCUCAGAAUAACAACAAUAUAAAGGUUGUUGCAGGAGAUGAAACCUGCAGGGACAAAAGAAGCAAAGCAAGUGCACAAGAAGGAGAAUCUUCGAAUAGUAAAAACAGUAACAAAGAAAAUUCAGCAGAAACUUCUAAAGUUACCGACGUUCAAAAACCAGAUUACAUUCAUGUCCGAGCUCGCCGCGGUCAAGCCACCGAUAGCCAUAGCUUAGCUGAAAGAGUGAGAAGGGAAAAAAUCAGUGAGAGAAUGAAGUAUUUGCAAGAUUUAGUCCCUGGAUGUAACAAAAUUACAGGAAAAGCAGGGAUGCUUGAUGAAAUUAUCAAUUAUGUUCAAUCUCUUCAAAGACAAGUAGAGUUCUUGUCGAUGAAAUUAGCUGCUAUCAACCCAAGGCUUGACUUUAACAUUGACAACUUGUUUGCUAAAGAGGAAUUUCCUCCUUGUCCAACAAAUUUUCCAGCAAUUGGGGACAUGAGUACUAAUUCAGCAUUUUUUCAAUUGAACCCGGUUCAACAACAACAAUUAGUGGCAUGUUGUGGUUUAGAAAUGGGUAUUAAUCCUUCUGAUUUGGGGCUUAGAAGAACCAUUAGUGCUCCGGUUUCGGUUCCGGAAUCGUUUAUUGACUCAUCUUGCUUCAACCAAAUCACACCCUCUUCAUCAACAUGGAAUGCUGAUUUACAAAAUCUUUACAAUGUAGCAUUUGAUCAAGGAAGAUCAGCACCCUUCUCUACUCAACAAUUUACAGGUACUAUUGAAGCCAGUGAAAUGAAGAUGGAGAUGUAAAUCGAAAUAUAUACAUCAAUCAUUUUUACGAUUCUUGAAAGAGAUUAUUAUUCUGAAUGGCAUUGGAUCAUAGUGUAUUCUUUUUUUUCCUUCUCUAAGUACAUACUGUAUAUAUAAUUGUAUGUAUUUUCCGCGACAUAGUAUGAAUAAAAUCAUUACCUAUUAACAUCAA